This is a messenger RNA of Alosa sapidissima (American shad), 2768 nucleotides long. RefSeq names its product calcium-activated chloride channel regulator 1-like. Lineage: Eukaryota; Metazoa; Chordata; Actinopteri; Clupeiformes; Clupeidae. The transcript has 14 exons. Bases 90 to 2618 code for a protein of 842 amino acids. The record is from RefSeq and is a predicted model, not a curated record.
AGCUGAAUGAAAAUGGGUACACAGGUGUUCUCAUUGCCAUCAACCCAGCUGUCCCUGAAGAUCCAGCACUCCUUCAAAGCAUUGAGGACAUGAUAAAAGACGCAUCAAGCUAUUUAUACUAUGCUGCUGGGAAAAGAUUUUAUUUUAAGGAAGUGACUGUAUUGGUUCCUUCUAACUGGACAGGCAAAUAUGAGAGGGCUAAAACUGAGAGGUAUGACAAGGCCCAUAUCAUUAUUGAUGAGCCAAACCGUGCAUAUGGAGAUGAGCCCUACACCCUCCAGUAUGGUCAAUGUGGAGAUGAGGGCCAGUAUAUCCAUCUCACCCCAAACUUCAUGCUAGACGACAAGCUUGUUGCCGUGUAUGCAAAAAGAGGUAGAGUUUUAGUGCAUGAAUGGGCUCAUCUACGGUGGGGUUUAUAUGAUGAGUAUAGUGAUGAAGAGCCAUUCUACCUGUCUAAAGAGGUUACAGUUGAGGCAACAAGGUGUAGCAAAAACAUUGAUGGUAAGCAAUGCACAUCUAGAGAGGACUGUGUGGACUGUGCAAAAAACACAACAACUGGAUUGCCCACCAGUGACUGCAUGUUUCUACCAAAUCAAUCCUCAACAGCAAAAGAAUCAAUUAUGGCUUAUCCAGGCUUAAACAGUGUGAGUGAGUUCUGCACAACAGAGACUCAUAAUGCUGAAGCCCCAAACAGACAGAAUCAGAUGUGUGGCAACAGAGCAGCUCUGGACGUGAUCCUCAACAGCUCUGUGGAUGCUGGAGCUCAACAAUCAUUUGCCACCAUUCCCAGCGUAAAUAUCACCUUUGUACAAAGGAAGUCCAGGGUUGUGUGCCUCACCUUGGAUGUGUCAUCGAGCAUGUCGUUGAAUGAUAAAAUACUGCGUUUGCGGCAAGCAGCGACCUUGUUUCUUCGAGAGAUCAUUGAGGAUACAGCUCAUGUUGGUAUCGUGCAGUUUAGUACUGAGGCCGAAAUUCUGAAAGGCUUGACAGAGAUCAACGGUAACCAAUCCAGAGAGGAUCUUGUCAGUGCUCUCCCAACUGGGACAAUUUUAUAUACAUAUGUAUGCAAGGGACUUUUAACAACCUUGGAGGUAUUAAAGCAACAUGAUCAGAGUGCAGAGGGAGAUGAGAUAGUUCUUCUCACUGAUGGUGAAGCAACGGACAAUAUAAUGACAGAUUGUUUCAACGACAUUACCAGGAGUAAUGUGAUUGUGCACACUAUUGCUCUGGGAAAAUCUGCAGACAAUACACUAAAACACAUGUCAGAUGAAACAGGUGGGAUUUUCUUUUAUGCCGCAGAGAGUUUGGACUCCAAUGAACUGGUAGAUGCCUUUGCCUCUCUUAUAACUUCUGAUGGAAAUUUAACUCAUCAGGCAAUCCAGCUUGAAAGCUCUGGGAAUACAAUCACUGAUUGGUUUAAUGGGACAUUUUCUGUGGACUGGACUGUUGGAAAAGACACAGCUAUUACCAUUGUCUAUGAAGUAUCAGGAUCCUCUCCAAUCAUAUUCAUCGAAGGUCCAAGUGGAGAGAGUUUCACUCAGUCAGACUUCAUUCAUGACCCUUCUGCAAGGACCUUGACUUUGAGAAUACCAGGAACUGCCAAGAUUGGAGAAUGGCACUAUAGUCUACUUAAUAUGGGUAGCAAACAGGCGAUGGCAAUCACUGUAACCACCCGUGCUGCCAGCGCUAAUGUGCCCCCUAUCACAGUGAGAGCACACAUGGACCAGAACUCUGCUGAUGGUAGAAAAGCCAUGUUGGUCUAUGCAGCUGUCACUCAGAAGGGAUUGCCUGUUAUAAUGGCAGAUGUCACAGCCACACUUGAGUCUGAUGCUGGGCAUAUGGCAUUGCUACAGUUGGAGGAUAAUGGAGCAGGUGCUGAUGCCUUCAGACAUGAUGGCAUCUAUUCAGCAUAUUUCAUUGAUCUGAAGACAGGAAGGUACAGCCUGAAAGUGAGAGUACAAAACAAGGGCAAAGCCAGGAUCUCUACACACAGACGCAGCGGAGCACCUUACAUCCCUGGAUAUGUGGUCAACGGCCAAGUGGUGCUGAAUCCCCCAAAGCCUCCUGUCAAUAAUGAACCAGUAGAGGUGGGAAGCUUCAGCAGGACAGCCACAGGAGAGAGUUUUGUGGUGGAGUUAGGAUCUACAGACCCUCCACUAUUUCCUCCAUGUAAGAUCAUAGACCUGAAGGCCAAACUGGAGGGAGAAAAUGUCACUCUCACCUGGACUGCUCCUGGGGCGAUCUAUGACCAGGGAACAGCCUCACUCUACCAUAUCCACUGGAGUAAAGACUUGGAGUUGCUGAGAAGGGAGUUUAAUGAGACUCGUGCUGUCAACACAUCAGCACUGUCACCACAAGAGGCUGGCUCCAUUGAGGAAUACACAUUCAGCUCAUCCAACUUCAAUAUCACCAAUGGCACUACUGUCUUUUUUGCCAUUGCAGCUGAAAAUGCAGACCCUUUGCAAUCAGAAAUGUCAAACAUUGCCCGUGUGGUCAAAUUUGAACCUCCAGUAUACAUACAUACCCAACAACAUAACAGCAUAAAUGUGAUAGCAAUCGCAGUAAGUGGCACAGUGGCUGCCAUUGUAGUAAUGAUUGCAGUAAUUAUUUACAUUUAACAGCUUUGUUGCAAAAACCAACAACAUAACAGCAUAAAUGUGAUAGCAGUCGCAGUAAGUGGCACAGUGGCUGCCAUUGUAGUAAUGAUUGCAGUAAUAUUUAGAUUUAACAGCUUUGUUGCAAAAAACACAAGGUGUGUCAUAAAUAAC